CUUCUCCAUCUAACGACCGCAGCAGUCAGCAAACCGUUGACUCCGACCACUAUAAGUACCAAACCUUCCCAUCUCGACAUUCCCAUAACCAAACCAAACAUCAUUGGAUCAAUCCCCUUAACAUGAGAAACAUCCUCCUAACGAUUGCCCUCGUCGGGUUCCUAGCCGCAGCACUGCCCAGUAGGGUGGCAGCCCAGGACUGCGGCUGCUCCUCAGACGAGUGCUGCAGCCAGUGGGGAUACUGUGGCACCGGGUGCAGGUCCGGGCAGUGCUAUGCUGCUCCCACGACUGACACCGUGUCAGUUCCUGAUAUCGUCACCGAUGAUUUCUUCAAUGGGAUAAUCGGGCAAGCAGAUGACAGCUGUGUCGGGAAGAGCUUCUACUCGAGGCAGGCAUUUCUGGACGCCUUGGAGAGUUACCCUCUGUUCGGCACAACAGGGUCAGUGGAUAAUUCAAAGCGUGAGAUUGCUGCAUUCUUCGCUCAUGUCACACACGAGACUGGACAUUUCUGCUACAUCGAGGAGAUAGACGGUGCGUCCAAUAACUACUGCGAUGAGACUGUCACGCAGUACCCCUGCAACCCCGACAAGGGCUACUAUGGACGGGGGCCCAUCCAAUUGUCCUGGAACUUCAACUACGGGCCUGCCGGGGAGAGCAUCGGGUUCGACGGGUACAUGUUCCUCCAUCAGUCUACUAGCCGUUCUCUUCUCAUUUUACUUAUCUUAUUAUUCAUAUCCCUUGUUAUGCAGCUUAUCGCCAUUCUUCUAUUUUCACCAUUAUUCUAAUUUGUACGUUGUAAUUUCAUAAUUUUAUUGAGUUUUUAACAUUUAAUCAUCAGAAAGUUCGUAAUCAUACUGACAACAUGAAGUUAUAUGCGCUGUGAAUAUGAAGUCUUCCAAGUGCAGCAGACAGGAAGGCUUCUCCAGAGAUAGAAAGGAGAUAGUUCGUUUGUGCAUAAUUCUCAACGAUGACAUGGUCCGUUUAUGAAAUCUCAAUGCAUCGAGCUCAAUUUGCUACGGCCGAUCGGAAGUGCCAGCCCGAAGUUCUUUCCUGACAAUAAAAAGUUCAUUUCCUUCGAGAUGGAAAUUAACUAGAAAGAGAAAAAAAGAAAAACUCUCAUUCGAAAUGAAUCGUGCUCGUCAGCUAACAAGCAAAUUGCUGGAUGGACCAACCUCUUCUCUGCUGCUGCUGCUAGUUCUCUGAUGUACAAAUGAUUAGCGGAAGAAAAAGUACUUUUACAAACUACUACUACAGGACACGUUCCUUUGGGCCCUCCAUUGAUGAUUCCUUUGGAGCCUUCCCUGCGUCACCAGAUGUUUGCUCGCGCUCUAUGUGAUUCCCCACAACCUCAUUUGCGAACCGGGCAUUGACCUUGGAAGGCGGAACCACCGUAGACACUUCUUUCACCCCCAGAACAAAUAGGUUCUGCCAGAAACGGAUUGAUCCCAGGAUUCUUGUCUUCCUUCGUCUCCAUGGAUGGUCCUGAUCCAUUGCAAGUGAUACCAUGGUGCAAAUUAGACAAAGAAUUCUCCGCUUUCUCAGGUUCUUUCUCCUCACCAGUUUGGCAAAUGGGAAAUUUAGGCAACCAAGAAGGAAUAUGCUUGUGAGGAGGUUCCUCUCUGCUCUGCAGGAAGCUUGGACUCUGCCUCCAAUCUUUCAACGCUUGUCAAAGACUAGACAGCGAAAAUAUGCUUUGUAAUUUUGGUUUUAGUCC
Messenger RNA from Punica granatum (pomegranate), 1714 nucleotides. The record is from RefSeq and is a predicted model, not a curated record. Lineage: Eukaryota; Viridiplantae; Streptophyta; Magnoliopsida; Myrtales; Lythraceae.